This is a messenger RNA of Brassica napus (rape), 686 nucleotides long. RefSeq lists its product as uncharacterized. Gene Ontology annotation, cellular component: mitochondrion. Lineage: Eukaryota; Viridiplantae; Streptophyta; Magnoliopsida; Brassicales; Brassicaceae. The transcript has 3 exons. The record is from RefSeq and is a predicted model, not a curated record. The coding region runs from base 171 to 479 and encodes 102 amino acids.
GUUUAGUAAGCGGGAGGUCUUGAGUUCAACGCUCAAUGAAAGCAUUUAAUUUUCUAUUUUUGGUAACUGUUUUGUUGCUACUCCACUUCACUAUCGAAGUCAUUUAUUUCUAGUCUCGCCGUCUCCGAUCCUCUGGUACUCACCGUCGCCACUGUUUCUAUUUUAGGAAGAUGGCUAGUGGCAGCUUGAAAAGCCUUGUAACUUCAGCAGUCACUAUUGGUGUGACCGAAGCUAGAGCAAGGAUUUUCGGACACAUGCUUAACCCAACGGGACAGAGAUCUCCUCAUAAGAUCUUAAGGAAGAAGCUUUUUGGUGAUAAGGUUGCUGAAUGGUAUCCCUACGACAUCAAGAAUGAGGAUCCCAAUGUCUUGGCUAGAGAAGAAAAAGAGCGCUUAUCGAAGCUUGAGAUGUUGAAGCGUCGUGACAAAGGACCACCAAAGAAGGGUCAUGGAAGACGUGCUGCAAAGCGUAACAAGUAGAGAAUGUUAUCUUCCAACAAAAGAGAUCUGCACUCUCAUAAUGUCAGAUAGAACUUACUAGUUAGAUUCUUUUUAUUUUGUGUUUUACUCUGCUUCUUUAAUCUUAACUCUCUAGUAUGCAACAGCCUGAUAUACUUGUGUUGUGUAAUAAUCAUGGAUUCAAAUCCAAAACUAUGCGUAUGGAGUUUUGAUCAUAAUCUUCACUUA